AACCUUGCAUAAACAGCAAUAGAAAAAUUGCCUCUGAGUACUUGUUUGCACUGAGUCACUUCCUAGCCGUUAAGUAACACAUGAUUCACUAACUUGUUUCCUGCGUGUAAUGAAUUUUUCUCUCUCCAGAGAUUUGCCUCUUGACCAAGGGCCGUCGAACUGCCAGUGUACGAGCAGACACAUACUGUCGCCUCUAUUCCCUCUCGGUGGACAACUUCAAUGAGGUUCUGGAAGAGUAUCCCAUGAUGAGAAGGGCCUUUGAAACAGUGGCAAUUGAUAGACUUGACAGGAUAGGGAAGAAGAACUCCAUCCUCUUGCAGAAAUUCCAGAAGGACCUCAACACAGGGGUGUUCAACAACCAGGAGAACGAGAUUCUGAAGCAGAUUGUCAAGCAUGACAGGGAGAUGGUACAGACCAUCGCCCCGGUGAGCUUGCAGCAUAUGCCCGCGCUGAACUCCAGCAGCUCCACCACCUCCUCGUCGCGCGUCAGGACGCAGUCCCCUCCUGUUUACACCACUGGCAGCCUGUCCCAUGGUAACCUGCACUCCCCCUCACCCAGCACGCAGACACCCCAGCAAGCCGUUAUUCUCUCGCCCUGCUCCUACACCACUGCCGUCUGCAGCCCACCAGUACAGAGCCCCCCUGGCCCGGCCGAACUUUCCAUUAUGCCUCACCCACAGCCUCGCAGCUCUCUCUCAUGCAGCAGCAGCCUCAGGCGCCCCAGUUGCCACCAGGCACUGCACCCAAGAAUGAGGUCCACAAGAGCACCCAGGCCCUCCACAACACCAACCUGAGCCGGGAGGUGCGGCCCCUCUCUGCC
Messenger RNA from Meleagris gallopavo (turkey), 820 nucleotides. The record is from RefSeq and is a predicted model, not a curated record. NCBI's taxonomy places the organism in Eukaryota, Metazoa, Chordata, Aves, Galliformes, Phasianidae.